This is a messenger RNA of Durio zibethinus, 1819 nucleotides long. Its product is annotated as G2/mitotic-specific cyclin S13-7-like. The record is from RefSeq and is a predicted model, not a curated record. NCBI's taxonomy places the organism in Eukaryota, Viridiplantae, Streptophyta, Magnoliopsida, Malvales, Malvaceae. Gene Ontology annotation, biological process: mitotic cell cycle phase transition. Gene Ontology annotation, molecular function: cyclin-dependent protein serine/threonine kinase regulator activity.
GAGAAGCGUGCCUUCCUUUUAACAUCGCUUCAAAUGGGAACUAGCCUACUUGAAAAAAAUAAUUAACAACUCAUUUUCAGUAGUAACACGGAAAAAUCCAUUCAACAACAAAGGGAAAAGAGCAGAGACCAAGAACUUUUGCAGUGAGGAAAAGAAAUAUAGGGUGGCGACUAGGAACCCAGAAGGGGAGACGCGUGGAAGCCGUCUCCUGGUGUUUCUUUCAUCAUUUUUUGCCAGCAUUGGUGGAGUUUUAGGCCAGGUUGUAGAACAAGAAGAAGAACCAGAGAUGGCGUCUGAAGCUAUUGUUCCUCAGCAGAAAAAUAAUGAAGUAAAGCCGAAAAAUAUAAUAGCAGAUGGAAGGAAUCGAAGAGUUCUUCAAGACAUUGGCAAUUUUGUCAAAGAACGAGGAGCACAAGGAAAGAAACCAAUUACUAAAGGAGUUGCUAAUGUCGCACAAUCUGUGAAAGGAGGUGGUGGUGCAGUGACGAAGGAGGUGGCAACCCAAAGAAAGGUAGUUGACAAGGUUGACAAAGACAAACCAAAACCUGAGACCCUGAUCGUGAUGAGCUCUGAUGAAAAAACUAGGAAAACUGGACAUGUUAGCAGGAGAGAAGGAUCUUCAAGGAAGGAAGUCAAAACCCUCACUUCAAUCCUCUCUGCUCGACGCAAGGCUGCUUGUGGUCUUACCAAUAAGCCUAAAGAUUCGAUUGAGGACAUUGAUGGAGCUGAUGUUGGUAAUGAGUUGGCUGUUGCUGAAUAUGUGGAUGAUAUCUACAAAUUCUACAAGUUCUCAGAAGACGAGGGUCAGGCACGUGACUAUAUGGAUUUGCAGCCAGAUAUUAAUGCAAAGAUGAGAUCAAUCCUUGUAGAUUGGUUGAUUGAAGUCCAUUGCAAAUUCGAUCUUAUGCCAGAAACACUUUAUCUUACCAUGAAUAUUGUUGAUCGAUUCCUUUCGGUGAAGGUUGUACCAAGAAAGGAACUUCAGUUGGUGGGUAUUAGUGCAAUGCUCAUAGCAUGCAAGUAUGAAGAGAUUUGGGCACCAAAGGUCAAUGACUUUGUUUUCAUAUCAGACAAUGCUUAUGCUAGAGAGCAGGUCUUGGUAAUGGAGAAAGCAAUCUUGGAUAAGUUAGAAUGGUACCUAACAGUUCCUACAGCAUAUGUCUUCCUCGUUCGGUUCAUCAAAGCCUCUAUUCUAUCUGAUGAUAAGAUGGAGGAUCUGGUGUUUUUCCUUGCUGAGCUUGGUCUGAUGCAAUACCCAACCGUAGUUUUGUACUGUCCUUCCAUGUUAGCUGCUGCUGCAGUGUAUGCUGCAAGAUGCACCCUUGACAAGAGCCCUCAUUGGAGUGAAACUCUGAAGCAUCAUACAGGCUACACUGAAGACCAGCUCACGAAUUGUGCAAAACUCUUGGUCAAAUUUCACUCCACAGCUGCAGAAAGCAAGCUCAAGGCAAUACAUCGGAAAUUCUCAAGUCCAGAUCGCAGUGCCGUGGCUCUCCUGUCCCCAGCAAAAAGCCUUUUGCCAAAUCAUGGAGAGUUAUUCUGAAUUUCAGAUGAUUUGUGUUUCUCAAUGCUCUUGUGUUCUUCUAUAUUUGGAUAGGGUGAUCAUGUUUCUGUUAUGGUCUGGUAGUUUGUACAUUUUGUCCUUUGACUAUUACCAGGAAUUUGAUAUAACAAUGUGAUUUUUUUAUUUUUUUUUUGUAAAGAAUGAUGCUUAGUUGCAUUUUGUACUAACUAAUUUGCUAUUGUUAUUGUUCAAACUAACUGGCAACUCUCUUGCAAAGGGUCAUGAUUUUUUAUCACAAGAUGUUAUAGAGAACAC